Fusarium coffeatum is the source of this 2523-nucleotide messenger RNA. RefSeq lists its product as uncharacterized. Lineage: Eukaryota; Fungi; Ascomycota; Sordariomycetes; Hypocreales; Nectriaceae. Bases 1 to 2523 code for a protein of 840 amino acids. The transcript has 2 exons. Gene Ontology annotation, molecular function: ATP-dependent H2AZ histone chaperone activity. The record is from RefSeq and is a predicted model, not a curated record. Gene Ontology annotation, cellular component: nucleus. Gene Ontology annotation, biological process: chromatin remodeling; regulation of DNA-templated transcription.
AUGAAAACGGAACUUAAGCCUUCAGAAAUGGGGACUCCUUUGUCUUCCACAUUGUCCAGCCUCAGCGACAGCGACAGCGAUAGCGACACCGAAGUCCAGAAGAGCAAUGGCCCCAGCAGAGACGCCGAUACUCCGGUCACCGAUGGAGAUAAAGUAGAAUGGCUCGCCACGACUCGAAAGCGUCGCUCGACUGCUGGCAACCGAAUGAAGUCAAUGCUCGCCAACGAGGAGCCUGAUUCAGACCUUGAACUACUCUUUGCCGAAGACGAGAACGACCAAGGCUUCUCUGACGCCGGGGAGAAUGGAUCGGACGUACAGAUGGACUCUUCCGAUGAUGAAGACGAUAAUGGCAACAAUGAUGACGAUCUUGAGGGAGAGAAAGAGCUUGAAAAGCAAGCAAAGGAACGCCGUGCCGCCCAGCGCAAACGAAAAGCUCAAGAAGCCAUUCCCGCCAAGUUUCGUAAGAAAGUCCGUAUCGAUCCCACGACCAGAACACCAUCGGCACCCGUGAAGCCAGCGCCCCGGCCCAAAAAGAAAUCCGAGCGCACUUCGUGGCUGCCCUCGGCCGCCGAUCUACCAACCCGAGCCUCGUCCCGUCAAACGACCCGACUAUCGAAGGAGCAACUUCACCAGCAGAUGGUAGAGCGAGAGGCGCGCCGGAUAAAGCAGCUAGCUCAGAUGCAGAAGAAGGCUGCCAAGCUUGAAGCAAUGAAGAAACCACCGAUGACGCAGGAAGAGAGGCUCCGAGAAGCGGCCAUCGUUGAAAAGCGAAAUAGCAAGAGUCUUAAUCGCUGGGAAGAGGCCGAGAAGCAACGCGAAGAGGAACGUCGAGCGAAAUUGGCAGCUCUCCACAACAGAACUCUCAAGGGGCCGGUUAUCACUUUCUGGAGUGGUAUUGGAGAGUGGAUGGGAAGGCAUAUGGUUAUAGAGGAGCCUGCGAAAGAGAAGAGAAAGAGGGGCGAGAAGGCAAAGGGCAAGGACAAAGAUAAAGGCAAGGAAAAUAUACCUGCAGCAGGGAUUCAGAAAGUGGAAGGUCAAAAAGACGAAGGACAAGAUGUCACAGCUGUUCUAGAUGGCGCCGCUUCAAGCACGACAGAGAAACCACAACCACCCACAUCAGCUUCACCAGGACCAGCCGGGACGUCAGAAGCAAAGGAAGCAAAAACAGUUACUCCGAUCGAAUAUGACAGCUGUGCCCCAGACCCCAAAGAUUCAUCUUCAGUGGCAAAGGAUAGCAAUCCUUCUCUUUCUCUCAAAACUGAGGAGGUCAACCCUUCAUUGGCAAUGCCCCCUCCGCCUCAACCACCACCUACACCUCCGAAUGGUCUGGCCGCUCCCACUCCGCCGCCCUCGGCCAUCAUACCAGCACCAAGUCCUCCUCAUUCUCUUGGCCAUCCUGUAAGUGGCCUCGCCGCACCGUCUCCGCCUCCCCCAACGCCUGCUGGCUCAACAGCAACAAACUCAUUUGCCACUCCACCAUCAGGGCUCUCUCGCCCGCCAGAUUCAAAACCCUCUAGUGUACUUGCGGCUCCCAUACUCGCUCCUCCUCCAGGUAUCGGUGGUGAUGGAGCUGCGCCUCCAAUGAUGGGUUUCGGCAACCCCAAAUCAAAUGUUCUUGCACCACCAAAUACAUCUCAAGGAGCCAUGCCACCUACAAGUUUGUCUACUACCACCCCUGCUCACAAUGCUCCGUCUGCUAUCUCAGAAUCCCUGGCAAACCCUCCAACAGCUAUUACUCCAACGUCGUCUACAACGAAUCUCCAGCCAUCUCCUAACCCUUCCACUAUUCAAAAUCAGUCCUCUGGUCCCGAAAACUCCGCUGUUGCCCAAGCCCCUGAGUCACAGCCUCAACUUCAACCUUCAACCGGAGCCCGAAAUGCGAUAGUGUUCCAAAACUUUGACGAAAACGCCCUGAAGGACCGUACCAUCCAGACUCAGAUCAUCUUUGGCCGCAAGAUGAAUAAGCUUUCGAAACCUUCACCUGCGCCUCUUUGCGUCAUCACAAACCAUCCCGCCCGGUAUCGCGAUCCGCGUACUGGUCUUCCUUACUAUAACGGCUACGCAUACCGCGAGAUCCAACGUCUUACCCGCGGCGAGUACCGGUGGAGUCACAUCCUGGGUGCUUGGGUUGGCAGUGGGACAUAUGCUGCGAGAGGUGUACCUGAGCGCUUCUUGAACCCAGAAAAGAGCGGGCCUGAGAAGAAAUCCGUCUCGCACGAGGGCACCAAAGACAAAGACACUGUUGAUUCCUCGAAGCAAACCCCUGAGAUCCAGACGCCCGAGGUAACAUCGGGCAUCCAAGCUCCUGGUACGAAGAUGAAUGGGGCUGAACCAGGGUCCUCCACGUCAUCAAAGCCCGAGCCUAGCAAGGCUGCACAACCCAGUACGGCGUCACCGGCAGUUGGUGAUGCCACUAAUCCAGCGCCCGCAACGAUCCCUACUACAGAAUCUCAUACCCCAGCCCCUGCAGAGUCUGUAUUGCCAGCUACUACAAACAAUUCAUCGAUACCGACUCCGACUUAA